Messenger RNA from Globicephala melas (long-finned pilot whale), 6582 nucleotides. It is a transcript of the gene PARD3B, whose product is annotated as par-3 family cell polarity regulator beta. Gene Ontology annotation, biological process: establishment of centrosome localization; intracellular protein localization; establishment or maintenance of epithelial cell apical/basal polarity. The record is from RefSeq and is a predicted model, not a curated record. Gene Ontology annotation, molecular function: protein binding; phosphatidylinositol binding. NCBI's taxonomy places the organism in Eukaryota, Metazoa, Chordata, Mammalia, Artiodactyla, Delphinidae. Gene Ontology annotation, cellular component: apical junction complex; apical plasma membrane; cell cortex.
CGCCCGCGCCCGGCGGCCCCCGAGAGUGGGGCCGCGCCGGCCGGCCCAGACACCUGUUCGGCCCGGCCCAGCCCGGUGUGGUCGCCGGGGGCCAGGAUGAAAGUGACCGUGUGCUUCGGCAGGACCGGAAUCGUGGUGCCCUGCAAGGAGGGCCAGCUGCACGUCCGGGAGCUCACGCAGCAGGCGCUGCAGCGGUACCUGAAGACCCGGGAGAAGGAUCCUGGUUACUGGGUGAAGAUUCAUCACUUAGAAUACACAGAUGGAGGAAUCCUGGAUCCAGAUGAUGUCUUGGCAGAUGUCGUUGAAGACAAAGAUAAGCUGAUUGCUGUGUUUGACGAACAAGAACCACUCCACAAGAUCGAGAGCCCCAGUGGAAACCCCGCAGGCCGGCAGAGCCCAGAUGCUUUUGAGACGGAAGUGGCUGCCCAACUGGCUGCGUUUAAACCAGUUGGUGGGGAAAUUGAAGUAACCCCUUCUGCUCUGAAAUUAGGCACUCCCCUGCUGGUGAGGAGAAGCAGCGACCCAGCGCCAAGCCCACCUGCUGAUGCCAGGCCAAGCGCUUCACACCCCAGUGGCCAGAGUCUGAAACCUGUUAUUCCAAAUUCCACACAGGACUUAGAAGAUGAAGUUAUGAAUGGUGUGCAGACAGAACUCUUGACAUCGCUGAAAACAAUGGAUGCAUUGAGUAAUAUGACAAGAACAGUGGAGAUUUCUGGGGAAGGAGGCCCCUUGGGAAUACAUGUAGUACCUUUCUUUUCAUCUCUGAGUGGAAGGAUUCUAGGGCUCUUCAUCCGUGGCAUUGAGGAAAACAGCAGGUCUAAGCGGGAAGGACUGUUUCACGAAAACGAAUGUAUUGUAAAAAUCAACAGCGUGGACCUCGUAGACAAAACCUUUGCUCAGGCUCAGGACGUCUUCCGUCAGGCAAUGAAAUCUCCAAGUGUGCUGCUUCAUGUGCUUCCACCUCAAAACCGCGAACAGUAUGAAAAAUCCGUCACUGGACCUCUUAACAUUUUUGGUAACAAUGAUGGCGUUUUGAGAACAAAGGUGCCACCUCCUGUCCAUGGAAAAUCAGGAAUAAAGACAGUAAAUCUCACAGGAACAAGCAGUCCUGAGGAAGAUGCAUCAACUUCCCUGCAGCAAGGCAAGAGCCCCCGAGUACCAAGACUAGGUAGAAAGCCAUCCUCUCCCUCACUCUCCCCGCUCAUGGGGUUUGGCAGCAAGAAAAAUGCAAAGAAAAUUAAGAUUGACCUAAAGAAAGGACCUGAAGGACUUGGUUUCACUGUGGUUACCAGAGAUUCUUCCAUACAUGGUCCUGGUCCCAUUUUUGUAAAAAACAUUUUACCAAAGGGAGCAGCAAUAAAAGAUGGCCGCCUACAAUCAGGGGACAGAAUUUUGGAGGUAAAUGGCAGAGAUGUCACUGGACGAACUCAGGAAGAGCUCGUGGCCAUGCUGAGGAGCACCAAGCAGGGAGAGACGGCAUCACUGGUCAUCGCCCGCCAGGAAGGAACUUUUCUUCCCCGAGAGCUGAAAGGAGAACCUGACUGCUACGCACUCUCCCUGGAAACAACUGAGCAACUCACCUUCGAGAUCCCCCUGAAUGAUUCUGGUUCUGCUGGUCUUGGGGUGAGCUUGAAGGGGAACAAAUCUCGAGAAACUGGAACAGACUUGGGGAUUUUUAUCAAAUCCAUCAUCCACGGAGGUGCUGCUUUUAAGGAUGGUCGUCUGCAGGUGAAUGACCAGCUGAUUGCAGUUAAUGGGGAAUCUCUUCUGGGAAAGUCCAACCACGAAGCUAUGGAAACACUUAGGCGAUCAAUGUCCAUGGAAGGAAACAUACGAGGGAUGAUCCAGUUGGUGAUUCUGAGGAGGCCAGGGAGACCACUGGAGGAACCUGCAGAGUGUGGGGCGUUUUCUAAGCCAUGCUUUGAGAACUGUCAGAAUGCUCUAACCACCUCCAGGAGGAAUGAUAAUAGUACAUUGCAUCCAUUUGGCACUUACAGUCCACAAAACAAACAGAAAGAGCUGUUGCUUCCCAAUGACGGAUGGGCUGAGAGCGGAGGACCUCCUCCUCCACCACAUCCCGUUCUGGAAUUGGGCCUUGAAGAUUACAGCCACAGCUCUGGGGUGGAUUCAGCAGUAUUUUUUCCGGAUCAGCGCCUCAACUUUAGAUCUGUGACACCAGCCAGGCAGCCUGAAUCAAUGAAUCUGAAAGCCUCAAAGAGCAUGGACCUUGUGCCAGAUGAAAGCAAAGUCCAUUCAUUGGCUGGACACAAAUCGGACUCUCCAAGCAAAGAUUUCGGUCCAACUCUGGGUUUGAAAAAGUCCAGCUCCUUGGAGAGCCUGCAGACUGCAGUUGCCGAGGUCAGGAAGAACGAACUUCCCUUCCACCGGCCCCGGCCACACGUGGUCCGUGGCCGAGGCUGCAACGAGAGCUUCCGAGCAGCCAUUGACAAAUCUUACGAUGGACCCGAAGAAUUAGAAGCUGAUGGUCUGUCUGAUAAGAGCUCUCACUCUGGCCAAGGAGCUCUGAAUUAUGAAUCUGCCCCUCAGGGGAACUCUGAGCUAGAGAAUGCAGAAAAUAAAGCCAGGAAAGUCAAAAAACCGAAAGAAAAGGAGAAGAAGAAGGAAAAGGGCAAAUUCAAAGUCAAGGUGAAAAAGCAGAAAGAGGGAAAUGAAGAUCCAGAAAGGAAAAUAAAGAGGAAGGGAUUUGGUGCCAUGCUGAGAUUUGGAAAGAAGAAAGAUGAUAAGGGUGGAAAGGCUGAGCAGAAAGGUCCUCUGAAGCAUGGUGGCCUGAGAGAAGAGGAGCUGGAAAAAAUGAAAGAAGAACGUGAGAGGAUUGGGGCAAAACAUCAGGAGCUAAGGGAAAAGCAAGCAAGAGGUCUUAUUGAUUAUGCCGCUGGUGCAAUUGGAUCCCUGCAUGAUAUGGACGAUGAUGAAAUGGACCCCAACUAUGCCAGAGUAAACCACUUCCGGGAACCAUGUGCAUCAGCAAAUGUCUAUAGGUCUCCAUCUCCCCCUCGGGCUGGACCACUGGGGUACCCUCGGGAUGGCCGUCCACUGUCUCCAGAGAGAGACCACUUAGAGGGUCUCUAUGCCAAGGUCAACAAGCCAUACCAGCCACCAGUGCCAGCUGACAGUGGCAGUUCCAUUAGCGGAAGCACUGACCGCAUCCAGAAGUUGCGGAAGGAGUAUUACCAGGCUCGGAGGGAAGCUUUCGCUUUAUGUGAGGACAGUGAAGGAAGAGCAAGACCUGACUAUGACCUUCACUGGGUGUCUGGAAAGGGUCCAGAUGGGAAUGCACACAACCUCCGCUUUGAGGGGAUGGAGAGACAGUACGCCUCCUUACCCAGGGGAGGACCAGUGGAUCCUGUAGACUAUCUGACAGCAGCACCUCGAGGGCUCUACAAGGAAAGGGAGCUUCCAUAUUACCCAGGGGCUCAUCCUGUGCAUCCGCCCAAAGGGAGCUACCCCCGCCCCCCAGAUCUGAGGAUCACAGAUCUCCGAAGUCAGGGCAAGACCAAGGCCGAGGUCUCCAGUUGGGAAAAGAAGGUCUUAUGGCUUCGAAAAGCUGAAAGCCCACCCUCCGGAAUCCAUGGCAAUUUUUUUAGAGCUUUGCAGCUAUAUUCUACUUAUUUCAACACAGAACCUCUAAAACCUACAACCUAACCCAAAUAAGAACAUAAGAGAAAACUGAGAAACAGCAAAGCCUGGGAGCAGCAACUCGAAUUGUUCAGUGACUCCUGCAGUACUUUAAACCUUUUUACAUUCCUUCUUCAUUCCCUCCCACAAAAAGUCUCGAGUUCAAUUUAGACAUAUUUUGGCCAAGAUUAGGAUACCUCUGACUGCUAGGAUUUAAUAAAUUAUAGUAUUAUUGAAUAUAUAGAUUAUCUAUCCAGCCCAGUUUAGUCUUUUAAUUUAAAAUAGAGUUCUGUUACCAAGAAUGAUGCAACUGGUGGGUUUAGACUUAACUAGUGUUAUUUACUGAACUUUAAGAGGUAUCAUUUUCUAAACUACCAUUUACUCAUGGCCCUCUUGAAAAUAGACUGUCCAGUUGUUUGUGGCCCUCUAUCAUCUGUCUUAUGCCAGGCACCUUUAGAUCGUUCGCAAUUUGUGCAGAGGUUGAAGAUUGGGCCCUGCUCACCUAGAGCUGGAGUGCAGGUGAGCUGUAGGGUUUCCCAGCCAACAUGCUGCAAGCUGCCUUCCCCUCAAGCUACAUAAACCUUCAAGAAGACAAUGAUAAGAUGAGGGAAGUGUGAUGUAUUUUGAAGCAUUAAAAAUCAGCUCUUUAGGAUGUUCCAUAAUUUAACCAAAUUCCUGUAGACUAGUGGACAUAGCCAAGCCAGAAGCUUCCUCCUGGAUUAAGGCCAAGGUCCCACAAGGGGCAGUGGUAUAAGGUGAGACGCUCUGUGUGUGCUGGAGGAGUGACCCUUGUAGGAAGAAUGCCUAUAUUUUCACCACGUUGCCACCUUGCGAGCAUAUCUCCUGCACUCAGACUCGGGGAAAGCUGCUGCAAGCAUGGUUUUGUGUUGUACACACAGGUAAUAAAACAGUUGCUAAUCCUGAGGGGCAGCUAAGGAUGUGAAGGUACUAUGAAAACAGAUGAAAAAAAGAUUAUAGCAGUUUUCUUUUCUUGCUUGAGGUAGAACACACGCCCCAUUAGACCCUACCCAAAAGGAGCUAGCAUUACGUGUGCGACAGUCUUCAUCAAGCCAACUGACAAGUAAGAACAGCUUGAAUGUAAGCUUUAUAAAUGCCUGUGACCCAGCCCUCCAACUGUCACCACCCAGAGGUUAUGGAACUCUUUCCCAGUAUUUAGGAGAACAGGUUGUUUAGAGCAUUUAGAAGACCAGGCUAUAAUCAGUAGGUGCCCGGUAGCAGGAAAUAGUUCCUGGGUUAUUUAUGGCCUUGGAAAAACUCAAUCAGGUGUCUCCUUGUAGCUCGGAAUGCUAAUAGACGCCCCCCAGGAAAAGGUGGCACAGCGAGCUUGGCGAGCUACAAACCCAUCAACGUACACCCACCCGGCUCCUCGCCUGACCACUGGGUCAUCCAGGCCUUGAAACGAUGUACUGGCCUCAAGUAACUAGUUAUUUUAAGGAGCUCUGUUUGUGUCCCUUUUUGCAGGCAUAGAGAGAGAAAAGGGAGCAGACCACCGAAAAAUUUUAGAUGCAGGCAAAUUCAGUCCUCUACAAGGGAGCGAAACACAACAUCUCACUAACCCAUUGUGUCACUGGUCUGUGGCAGUAUCACUCUUGGUAUAAUAUUGCUUCCCUAUGGUAUCACACCACUGGAUGAAAGGCAAGCUCAAAGUCAGGAGUAUUUUCUUAAAUCAUGAUUGACAACAAAACGGGGGGAAAAAAUUACUGUGAAGCUCCUUAUUCUUAGAUUUUUAGAUCUAUAUGCGUUAACCUCAUAGUACAGCACAGAGCAGAGAUCUUAUAAUCAAGAGCACGUGCAGAGCCACAGACCCACCAUCACCCUGAGGAGGAAGCUCUGUGCACACCAACCGAGAGAGGAGAUGUGAGACUUCACUGGAGCUUUGUUUUUGCCACCAGUAACAAAAUUAAAACAUGAUUCAUUAUUCCUUCCAAAGAUGUAGGAACUUCUCGAGUGAAAUCUAUCUCCUGAAGGAAAUCCACCUGACAACUUUUGGAGUUGCCAUGCAUAGGGCUGGUAUACACAGUGAUCAAGACUUCAAAGAGUGUUCAUUCCCUAACCUGUAUCCACAGCGUUCAUUUUCUUUGGAGGAACAUCUUAGCAUUUCAGAGGGAUACAGAGAUCUGGAGAGUUUGGUGUGGACAGCAGUAUGUGUCUCUAAAAUUUUCAUUGGCAUUAAACUCUGAAAUCCACAAUGAAUGGCCUUCAAAUUGGUGCUAAACUGGGUAGACACCCUACUGCUUCGAGUCCAGGAGCAACAGAAAGUCCAGAUUUAGCGCAAUUAGGCAGGAGGGAGUUGGAGUCAGAAACAGCCCGCGACAGUAUUUCUCUGCACUCCCGGUUCACGCCGACUUAAGUGGAAAUGAUGCCACAAUGAGACCAGAAAAAGGAGUCUCCAUAAGAUAUCGCUACAAAGUCACCUUUCUGAUAAAAAGGAAAAUGAAAGUUAGAUAUCUAAAAUAAGCCUAGAAUCUCAUAUGAAGCUACAACUUCUAAGGGAAACUCUCCCCCACGUCCUUAAAUCGUAAUAGAAUCCCACACAGCCUGACUUUUAAAGGUGGGCUUCACUAUCAACCCAGAGUGGAGCGCGAACUAACCCCCACGACUGUCUCCUGACUCAGCUCUUUCAGACAGUGUUAUGUUCCAUCCACGCUGACUGCAGUGCUAUUUACUACUGGAACAUAAAAACAAAACCUGCUGUUUAUACAGUCACUUUUUCUAGGGUUUUCCUGUGCUUAUAUGAUACCAAGUCUGUUCAUAAGUUCUGAAGAUAAAUUAUGUGAAAUCAUAUUUUGGCGUAGGGGGUGGAGAAUGAAUUCUUUACAGACUUUUUAGGAUGAUCCCAUUUUUACCACAGAAAGAUUUUGGAUAUUGUUAUAUAUGAAUAUAUAAAUUUUUCUUGUUUAUUUUGCAUCAAAAUAAAGCUUUAUU